AUGGCGCAAGAGGCUGAAGGACUUGGUGUUUAUGUUCUGCUCAGAGCACUUCACCUUAGCAGGGGAUGUGUUAGCCACUGUGUAUUUACUAGUUCUUUCAGUCUCGCUUACAAGCUCUUGUUAUAUGGUAACACUUUUGCAGUUGCAGGAGGUGUUGUUGUGGAAGACCAGCCAGAUGUGAGUGCAGUAUUAUCUGCCUACAAUCAGCAGGGGGACCCGACACUGUACGAGGAAUACUACAGUGGACUGAAACACUUCAUUGAAUGUUCCCUGGACUGUCAUCGAGCUGAAUUAUCCCAGCUGUUUUAUCCUCUCUUUGUGCACAUGUAUUUGGAAUUGGUUUACAAUCAACAUGAGAGUGAAGCAAAGUCUUUCUUUGAAAGAUUUCAUGGGGAUCAGGAGUGUUAUUACCAGGAUGACCUGCGUGUAUUAUCUAGCUUAACCAAAAAAGAACAUAUGAAAGGUAAUGAGACCAUGCUGGAUUUCCGGACAAGCAAGUUUGUGCUACGUAUUUCCCGUGACUCUUAUCAACUCUUGAAGAGACAUCUUCAGGAAAAGCAGAACAAUCAGAUCUGGAACAUUGUUCAGGAACAUCUCUACAUUGAUAUCUUUGAUGGAAUGCCUCGCAGUAAGCAACAGAUAGAUGCUAUGGUUGGAAGCCUGGCUGGGGAGGCAAAACGAGAGGCUAAUAAAGCAAAGGUUUUCUUUGGCUUACUUAAAGAACCAGAGUUUGAUGUGCCUUUGGAUGAUGAAGAUGAAGAAGGGGAAAAUGAGGAGGGAAAACCAAAGAAGAAGAAACCUAAAAAAGAUAGCGUAGGGUCAAAAAGUAAAAAACAAGACCCUAAUGCUCCUCCCCAAAACAGAAUUCCUCUGCCUGAACUGAAAGACUCUGACAAGUUGGAUAAAAUAAUGAAUGUGAAGGAAGCCGCAAGGCGUGUACGUCUUGGCCCAGACUGCUUGCCAUCCAUCUGUUUCUACACAUUCCUUAAUGCUUAUCAGGGUCUAACUGCAGUGGAUAUUACAGAUGACUCUAGCAUGAUUGUAGGAGGCUUUGCUGACUCUACUGUCAGAGUGUGGUCUGUGACUCCGAAAAAGCUACGUAGUGUGAAAACAGCAGCAGAUCUCAGUCUCAUCGACAAAGAGUCAGACGAUGUCUUGGAGAGGAUCAUGGAUGAGAAAACAGCAAGUGAGUUGAAGAUUUUAUAUGGUCACAGUGGACCUGUCUAUGGCACCAGCUUCAGUCCUGAUAGGAACUAUCUGUUGUCCUGUUCUGAGGAUGGCACUGUCAGACUAUGGAGUCUUCAAACAUUCACGUGUUUGGUGGGAUAUAAAGGACACAACUAUCCAGUAUGGGAUACGCAGUUCUCUCCUUAUGGAUAUUACUUUGUGUCAGGGGGACAUGAUAGAGUGGCUCGUCUGUGGGCAACAGAUCACUACCAGCCUUUACGGAUAUUUGCUGGCCAUCUUGCUGAUGUGACAUGUACCCGAUUUCAUCCCAACUCUAACUAUAUUGCUACGGGCUCAGCAGACAGGACUGUACGGCUCUGGGAUGUUUUGAAUGGGAACUGUGUAAGAAUAUUCACUGGACAUAAGGGACCAAUUCAUUCAUUGGCAUUUUCUCCAAAUGGACGAUUUCUGGCUACUGGAGCAACAGAUGGAAGAGUUCUGCUCUGGGACAUUGGACACGGCUUGAUGGUGGGAGAAUUGAAAGGGCACACUGACACUAUCUACGCACUCAGAUUCAGUAGAGAUGGAGAGAUUUUAGCAUCAGGUUCAAUGGAUAACACAGUUCGGCUGUGGGAUGCUGUGAAAGCAUUUGAAGAUUUAGAAACUGAUGAUUUUACUACAGCCACUGGACAUAUAAACUUGCCUGAAAACUCGCAGGACUUGUUACUAGGUACAUACAUGACCAAAUCAACCCCGGUUGUACACCUCCAUUUCACACGCAGAAACUUGCUGCUAGCUGCAGGAGCCUAUAGUUCACAGUAAGUUAUGAAGCUUAUAAGACUGACUGUGCCAAGUCAUUGCAGUAAUGACCUCAGGAUUUGAGACAAGGAGGGAUGUCUUGUACAGGUGGACCCCACUAGUUUGUUGCAGGAAAAAACAAACAAUGUAACUAAUGCAAGCAGCAUCUUCUCAGUUCUGCAUUUCAUAUUUAUCCACAAUUUGAAAAUAUGGGAGAGUGACAAGACAUCGUGGCUUUAAAGGAAGGAAUUGUUUCAUGGUGCUUUUGAUUUAAAAAAAAAAAAAAUAUAUAUAUAUAUAUAUAUGUAUAUGAAAACAGCUGUCUCCUCUCAGAGAUGGUUUGGAGCUCUGCUGAAACUUUUGGAAAGUUAAUACCCUCAGUAUGUGUUCUCAAACAAUUUUUUUUAAAGCACUUAACUUACGGUUGGCGAAUGUUUACUCAGUCUCAAACAUAGGCAAAAACUGUUCAGAUACGUUCAGAAAAGAAGAAUGCAGUGGAAUUCACCAUAGCCUGGGGUGAGCAACAGGUAUGGUGAGAGUAACACCGCAACAAAUAGGGCAUUGAAAAAGUAGGCCGAACAGGCAGAGGCUCGUGGGGAACUAGAGGGAAGUUACAGGUAUAGCUUUUAUGUAUCUGAGUACUUAAGUCCUGAAAAGAUUUCAAGCUCCUAUGCUCAUUUGAGAUAUUAGAAAUGCAGAUCUUGUCAUUCUGCUUUCAGAGGCAGCCUAAAUGUUUUAAGUGUGAUAGACAACCAGAAGUGAAACCUGAAUACGUGAUUGUAUGAAGAGAAGGGAUUGAGGCAUAACUGAAAUACUUUACCCACUCUUAAAAACAGUGGACUUGAACCCUUUUGCGGUGUAUUAGAAAAGAGCUAGAGAGCUUUAAAAACCUGCUACCUUUCUGCAUAAGAUUUGAUAUAUCAAAAUGAACACAGUGAAGAGCCAAGAAACCGAAACAUUGCAGAGCAAAAAGAUUUAUCAGUCCUAAGCGUAGUAUCAGUUUGCUUUUGAAGCUUCUCAAAGGUCAACUUGUCUGCUGAGGUGACAAUUUCCACCCACCAAAACAUGUUACCCCAGUCCCCCGGAAGUCUUCCUGGAAAAUCAGUAAAGCUCAGAACUUAAUUUAUAAGGAAAAGCAAAACAUGCAAAACACUAGGAGGUUUAACUUCUAUGUCUUUUAAUAGAAGCACCAGCAUCAAAGGACAGGCCCUGUUUCUUUCAAAUCUCUUACAAGCUAUACAGGGGGGAAUCUGUUUUGCAUUCCUCGCUGCUUCCAGUAAGGGCUUGAACACCUGUAUAAUCUGCUGGCUUUCUAGAGAAAAUAAAAGUGAGACUUGACGUUUCUAAGGUAAAGUGAACAGAGAACUACCUCCCAUCUCACCCUUUCUCUGCCUCUAACCCUUGGAAUAAAGGUGCAUUACAUGUCAAAAUAAAGGUUGGAAAAUCCAGUAGGAAGCUCACCUUGAAGUCUUCUCUUUAAGGGGAAAAAAAGGUUAAAACUAAAUUAUUAUGGAGGUUGUUUUUUUUUUUUUUCGUGUGUAUGGCUGAGUUCUUAGUACUGGUACCUCAACAAAACUUCCUAGCACUCAGUAUGAGCAGUUGGGUACAGUUACAGUGAAUCAGAAGAGUUACCUAAAACAUGUACAGUUUUGACAGCUUAAAAAAAACACUGCCACAUUCUGCCUUUGUAUUUUGUACAGUUUUAUACUUUUGAUAUUAUAAUAAAUACUAAAACCACUUGGUGUCUAUAGACUAUGUGUUACAGGAAGACAUUCUCUUUCCUUGAUAGUUGCAAUGGAAGCAAGAUCACUGCUGCUAAGUGUGAGCCCUCUGUUAAGGGAAACAAUUUAGGAAUGGGUAAUUGAUAACUUAUGUUUAUCUAUUUAAUGCAAUUUAGUUCUAACUGGGGGUGAUGGGUUCUAGUUAAUUAGGUGCGUUACGUUGUUACAGCAACCAUUCAUUUGAAAGACUGUAUGUAGUGGAGGCCUGCUAUGCAAACAAAUUGAUAGGAGAGGAAGAAUUUAUCUGAACUGCACCCUCCUUUCUCCACUAACCUGUAAUAGUUUACUUCCCAAGCUGAGGGCAGCAGCAGAUGUAUGUUUGUAUACUUCAGCAUCAAAAGUUCCAGGUUCGACCCCUGCUGCUGGCAGCCUUCCAAGAAGUACAGUGUUGUGUAAUCACAUUCACAUGUAAGCUGUAACAUGAAAUCUCAGGAAAAUAUGGGAUUUUAGAGGAGACGGAGAAAGGCAGCGGGUAGAAAACAAGAAAGAGAAAUUGCAAAUUUUAUUUCAGUGGUGGGGUGGGCAGGGAGCAGUAUCUAACUGUGGUAAGAAUACCUCAUCUAGUGAGUGGCUGCGUCUAGGAAAAAGAUUCACUCAUCUACUAAAAUCUGUGACUAUGCAGGGUGAGGACCAGGUUACUAGCCACAGCUCUCUCCCUGUACUAUAUUCUCUAGCAAGUCCUAGAGACAAAUAACAAGCCCAAUGUACAGUGACUUUCUGCAGUGCUUUAGGUGGACAAUAACUGCCAGGUCCUGCAGAUUCAGUUAGUGCUCAGGCCUGAGUCUUGCCACAGGAAUUCAAGCCUCCAUUAAAUCUCUUAAGGUGACUGUAGCCUACUUUUUUCCAUCUCCAGUGAUCCCACAGCCACUGACUGCAAUACAGUCUCUUAACCCUCAGUUGAAAUGAAUCUUUUGAUGAAUCGAGCCACAUCCCUUCACCUCAUCAGAUGGUCAGGGCUCAACAGGAAAAGGGGCCUUUACACACUAAGUGGAAUGCUUAUAUACAUUUCCUCAUGUUUACACUGAAGGAGAAGAUUCAGCUUUGCUCCUGUUGGCUACAUGCUGGCUGGUUGGUGCUUGUUUGUUUUUAGAGUCAUCCAAAUCCAAUAGCAUUUAUCCUUCAUGGUCUCCAGAAAGGUGCAAAACACUUGGCCUUGAUGUGGCAUGAUACGCUCCAGGUUGGACAAGCAACACACAAUCCAUUAUAAGGGUUUAAUAUCAGCAAGAAGUAAGCCAUUUUCUUUCUGGCUGUUACAAGCCUCUCCUGCACAGCUAACAGAAACAGUUACUUUUGCAAGAGAGGCUUCUAACAGAAAAAACUUAAAUACCCUAUUUAAUAGCUGGGCUCCAGCACCAAGCGCUGCAAUUCAUUGUUUUGGUCCUCUACCUCCCUCACCCCCAAUCUUUCAACUAAGGUGACUAAAGCAGUGCAAAGCAAGACUCUCAGCUGAAUGCUGAGGAGUCACUGCACUAUAUAAUAGAUAACAUUGAGAUUAGGAAGCGAAGUAAUUGAUAAGCAAAAGAAAACAAGCACCUCCAUAUAAUCAAUCUUUUGUCCUCCCUGGGAAAAGGGGGCACACACACUAGAUUUGGGAGGUUUUUCCAUCCAAAGCAAACAGGUUCUGUAAUGAGAAGUUGCACAAUACAGACAACUGAGGCAGAAGGAAAUCCUAUUAAUCUGCAUCAAAUUGCUAUGAGCGAAGGAGCCAUGGUUUCCUUUUAAACUUUUAAAACACCAACUUAGAAUCCAGAAAUUGGGAGCAGCCAGGACAACCAGUAAGCCAUUUGGAAGCGUGGAGAUGCUUCGAUCAGCUGCAAGCUCUGUGCUUGGUAGGACAUUCAUGCUGCUGAAGUCUCUCAUGGCCACGUUGCUACUGGUGCUCAGGACAUUUUAGGAUGAUAUAUCAUAACGGCAAAAGAGUUAAGUCAGGCUAGCCGUGACAAGAAUCAGCUACUUCACUACAGAUAAAUAUUUUUGACAG
This is a messenger RNA of Struthio camelus australis, 5727 nucleotides long. Lineage: Eukaryota; Metazoa; Chordata; Aves; Struthioniformes; Struthionidae. The record is from RefSeq and is a predicted model, not a curated record.